GCCCCCACCACUACCACCCACAUCUCCAAUUUGAAAGCCGCCUCUCUACCGGGAGAGGAAGGCUCUUUUUCGGUCAGAUGGCGUGCUGCAGUCCGCCCCCGUCAUUCUCCAGCCCACACAGACAGGGCAGCCAGCAACCAAUACGCUGCGCCGGAGGAGGAUUUCUGCCAGUGAUUUCAGACGAGGUACGAUACGCAAAGGGGAUUUACUACGCCAAUCUGAGCCAGGGAAGAUUUCGGCAAUCGGUAACUGGUUUCACUCCGGGAGUAACGACCUGUGACAUCGGUAAUUGGGAGAGACAUCUUUCCGUAAAAACACGUUGCACAUCAGUCUACUUGAACUGGAAAGAGCUUUGUGCCAUGUCUCUGCCACGCACACUUGGGGAGUUGCAGCUCUAUCGGGUGCUGCAGAGGGCCAACCUGCUGGCCUAUUAUGAAACCUUCAUCCAGCAGGGUGGUGACGAUGUGCAGCAGCUCUGUGAGGCAGCAGAGGAGGAGUUUCUGGAGAUCAUGGCACUAGUUGGCAUGGCCACCAAGCCACUGCAUGUGCGUAGGCUCCAGAAGGCCCUCCGAGACUGGGCAGCGAACCCUGCCCUUUUCAGCCAGCCCGUUUCCAACGUUCCUCUCGGUGGCAUCCCGCUGUUCAAAGUGGAUGGGACGGGCAGUGGAUCAGCAGGCGGACCCAGGAAAUCAGUGAGCAACGGGCAGCCAGGGUCACCGUGUGAAAGAGAAGAUCGGGCAUGUCUUACUCCAAUGCACAGUGGAAGUCCAAGAAGCCCUAGCUCUCAGGCUUCCCCCCAGCCGCCAGACACACACUACAGGGAAAAACUGUCUCCUAUGGACCCACACUGGCUCAGCCCAGAGCCUGAUGGGAACUGCACCUUGGCAUCUGCAUCUGGACUAGAGGAGGAGCCACCCAGCCCGCCUCUGCUGUCAACGUGUCCUCCAGGUCCCUCCACGUCUCCUAGCCCCUCUGCUUCAUUUGCCCUGUCGGCCCUCUCAGCCUGGCCCGGAGGACAGCUGGAUGGGGAGACGGCAAGGGCGGUGGUGGAGAGUGUGGAGAGGCUCCUCAGGACUCUGCCCAGGUCAGAUCCUGCAGAGGUGAAGACUCUGCUUAGGAUGAACAAGAAGAUGGCAAAGGCUGUGGGACACAUCUUCAAAAUGGGGUCCCAGGAUGUGAACAAAGAAGAAGAGAUCCGGAAGUACAGUCUCAUUUAUGGCCGCUUUGACUCCAAGAGGAGAGAGGGGAAGCAGCUCACACAUCAUGAGUUGAUCAUCAAUGAAGCUGCAGCCCAGUUCUGUAUGCGCGACAAUGCCCUUUUGCUGAGACGGGUGGAGCUCUUUUCUUUAGCUCGGCAGGUGGCGAGAAAAUGUGCCUACACCUCCACACUAAAGCAUGCAAGGACAAAUGCAGAUGAGAACAGUGUAGUGUCUCAGAAGAGAGCGAGACAUGAGGUAAUCGGGCCUGAGAGUGUGUCGUUGGUUCUUGGAGUUGAGGGCUCGGAGGGCUUGGCCCAGAGGGCAGAUGAUGACAGCUUAUCUGCAGAAAGCCUUGACAGUGUGUCUCAUGACAUCGGCUCACAGUGCAACCAGUCUCCAUCCCCCCGUCCCCACACCGACACGUCCAACCCUGCCAACUGGAGUCGCCAUCUCAUACAGCAAACCCUAAUGGAUGAAGGGUUGCGAUUGGCUCGGAUGGUGUCACAUGAUCGGGCUGGCAAGAUCAGCCUAGGGUCAGAAAGAACACACUCUACAGACCAUGACAGUAAAGUGGAGAGGCAGAGCUUGAUAACAGCAUGCAGGAGCAGCAGCCCUUGCAUCACCAAAGAUGAUUCUAAUCACCGGGGGAAAUGAAAACGCUCAUCUUUUGUCAGGGAACUUUUCCUCAGGCCUGCCACUGAACUCCACUCAGUCUGCUUGACUGGCUGCUAUUAAUGCCGACGUCUGAUGAGAGAGAAGACUCUUUUCGACUUCAAAAUCAAUGCAGUGAUUGUCCAAAUUUACCAGCCACUGAUCUCAUGAACCUGCAGUGACUCCUAAACAAUGACAUUUUGGAUCAGAAAUGUUCUGAUUUGACUUUAUGUUCAGUAAAUGUUUAGGGGAGACACUUUUUGUUGAUUUUCUUUCUACAAAUCCUGCAGAUUUGAGCUGAUAAUGGAAUAAUGUACGGAUGUUAUUCAGUUAGUUAGUUCAUUUAUAGUUCUGUGUGUUGACAGGGCCAUCUGUUUCAGAUGGGUUUGACACAGCAGGGGGCACUGCUACUUAAAAAUUGACAACUUACAGUAACAUACUGGAGGAAACUAAGGAAACUUAGUUUCAUUGGAAGACUUUUAUGUAAAUUUUCAGCAACUCAUAAACUAAAAAAAACUUUCAGCAGCUCUUUGCUCUCAGGAAAAAUGGAUAAUCAGUUUUUUUAAGUCAGCGUAUACGAUUUAAAGAUAGAGAUAUAUAUCCACAUCGAUGGAUUAAUGAAUGGCACAUGAUCUAAAUUUCCCAGAGCGUACAAUCAAACCGCUGUCGGGUUCAGAGACCUAUUGUCCUUUACUGCAUUGUCUAAUCACCCAUGAGUUUUAAAAAUACAUUGCUGAGGGAUAUGAGAUAUAAAGGUCUUCAUCUUCCUCUCCCUCACAACUUUCUCUAAUAUUUUGCACUGGCAACUGAAAUGCUGUUUUGUAAGAGACAAUACUUCACGCUUUUCAUUAUUUUGAAUUAUGUGAAAAUGUAUGCAGAACACCUAAAUAAGAACACUGAUGCUUUAUUGUGUCCAGUCGACAGUUAACCUCUCAGUUGCCUCUUUCUACACAUCAGGUGUCAGUAUCAGCUCCAGGGUCUUGCUCCAAGGCCCGUCAGCAGGAAGGAUGCUGGCUGUCAUCAGUGGCGCUCAUCUUUACUUUAAUGUUGCUCCCAAAAGGUGCGACUGUACAGCCUAUGAAGAGACUAUAUUCAAAACUAAUUAGCAAGAUUUAGAGAAUGAAAAAUAUUUACCACAGCAUUUUCAAACAAUUUGGUGAUUAUUGUUGAUUUUUAAUGCCAUUUUAUGUAGGUGUAGCGGAAACAUAUGGCAGCGUGUUGUUGGGAGGAUUUCUGUAGUCUAAGAUAUUAAUUAUGGAUCGUAUGUCAGUUUCCCUCUUUGGUCCUUUAAGACUUAUUAAUUAGGGUGACUAAUCUUUCUUUAGACAUUAAAAAACCACACAUGCAGAGGUUUACAGGAAGAAAUCUCAUGGUGCUUGACUCCGGAUACAGCAGCUCCUGCAAGAUCCAUCAGCCUAUGUGUCCCUGUUUAAAAUUAAUACAAUGUAUUCAGACUUUAUGUAACGACAAGGCUUGUGUAUACUUAAUCACAGAGUGUGUCCGUGAGGUAGCCCGCUGUGCAUCAGUUACACCUGCCUGUCUUUUGAGCAUUAGUAACCUCCUCAGUUUAUUAUGUUGCAAAACAGAUUAUUUAUUUUGUUACAUUUCAAUAAAUGUUAUUUUAUUGCUUAAA
This is a messenger RNA of Cyclopterus lumpus (lumpfish), 3483 nucleotides long. It is a transcript of the gene nab2, whose product is annotated as NGFI-A binding protein 2 (EGR1 binding protein 2). Lineage: Eukaryota; Metazoa; Chordata; Actinopteri; Perciformes; Cyclopteridae. The transcript is spliced from 8 exons. Gene Ontology annotation, molecular function: transcription factor binding; transcription coregulator activity. Gene Ontology annotation, biological process: negative regulation of DNA-templated transcription. The record is from RefSeq and is a predicted model, not a curated record. Gene Ontology annotation, cellular component: nucleus. Bases 78 to 1853 code for a protein of 591 amino acids.